AUGUCAGGUCGAUUUCUUAAACCAUUACAAGAAUUCUUGACUUCCAAAUCAGAUUUCUCAAUUAUUUACAACACUUCGUCCACCACUACCACCACCACCUCCUCCCCCUCCUCAUUUAUCACUCCUACUACUCAACGUGUAUGUAUAUUAGAUUCUUCAUUCAAUCCUCCUCAUUUAGGUCAUUAUGCAUUAAUUGAAGAAAGUUUAACUAAAAAUUAUGAUAAUAUCCCCGUGACUAAUAAAGUAGUAUUACUUUUAUUAUCAGUCAAAAAUGCUGAUAAACUUCAACCUAAACCAGAACCAUUUGAUAAACGAUUAGAUAUGAUGUAUUUAAUGGCUAAUGAUUUAUCUAAAAAAUAUCCAGUUAAUAUUGCAAUUGGACUUACUAAUCAUGCCAAAUUUGUUGAUAAAUCUUUAGCAGCAUUAAAUUAUAUAAAAUCAAAUCAUCAAAUUAAUCAAAAUAAUCUUGUGAAAUUGACAUUUUUAGUUGGAUUUGAUACUUUAAUAAGAAUUUUUAAUCCUAAAUAUUAUUUACCCGAUAAAUUAUCUAAUAGUUUAGAAACAUUUAUGAAAAAUACUGAUUUAUUUUGUUUAACAAGAUUAGAUAAAUCAUUUAGUCAAAUUGACCAAUCAAAAUUUAUUGAUGAUAUUCGAAAAGGUGAUCAUGAAGAAAUUCCAUCUCAUUGGUCUGAUAAUAUUUAUUUAGUACCACCAAAAGAAAUUGAUAAUAAGAAUAGUAAUAAUGGAAUUGAUAUUGCUACUCUUAGUUCUUCUUCAAUUAGAAAACAAAUUGAAAAUGAAAAUGAAAAUGCAAAUACAAAUACAAAUGGUGAUGGAGAAACUUGGAAAUCUGAAGUAUUACCAGAAAUUGCAAAUUAUAUUAUUAAAGAAAAUUUAUAUACAAGCAAUCAUGAGUAG
This is a messenger RNA of Candida dubliniensis CD36, 918 nucleotides long. RefSeq names its product nicotinamide-nucleotide adenylyltransferase. Lineage: Eukaryota; Fungi; Ascomycota; Pichiomycetes; Serinales; Debaryomycetaceae. The transcript has a single exon. Gene Ontology annotation, molecular function: nicotinamide-nucleotide adenylyltransferase activity; ATP hydrolysis activity. The record is from RefSeq and is a predicted model, not a curated record. Gene Ontology annotation, cellular component: nucleus; cytoplasm. The coding region runs from base 1 to 918 and encodes 305 amino acids.